AAUGAAACGUUUCUCAUGUUGUUUUAAUCUUCGCACGAUCGGUUUCAGUAUAGCCUCCUUAGAUAUACUCGUUUCACUGACCAUAUUGGGUCUAUGCAGUUAUUAUCUGUACACAGACUAUUUCAAUUUGACCAAUUGGGGUAUCUCCUCGCAUGAUAAUGUCAAAAUUGUGGAUCCAUUGAGUAAUUUGAUGUCAUCUGUUGUCAAUUAUGUUCUGCUGCAUAAUUUCCCAGAUGCUUUCUAUGUUGUUAUGGCCAUUGUUUUAUGGAUAAAAUCAUUGAUAAACUUUAUACUGGCUAUUUUAUUGAUUGAUGGUAUUAGAAAGAAGCGUACCAUUUGCAUUGCCCCUUGGCUAAUAAAUACCGUUAUAUCGAUAGUGGUUGAAAUAACCACUUACAUAUUAAUGGAAAUUAAAUUCAAUGAAGUUGAUGCGGCCACAGAUAAACGUAUUGUUCGUAGCAUAAUAUUUGGUAUAUUUAUAAUGUUCAAUGUCCUGUUUACAUUUGCCAUUUAUUGGCUGUGUAAAUUCUUAAAGAUACAACAACAAGAGAAUCAAGUUUUGCAAGAAAGUAUUGUGGAUGCCACUGGAAUGUUUCAACAUGUUAAAGUUUAAAUUUUAAUACUAAUAAU
This is a messenger RNA of Musca vetustissima, 630 nucleotides long. RefSeq lists its product as uncharacterized. Lineage: Eukaryota; Metazoa; Arthropoda; Insecta; Diptera; Muscidae. The transcript is spliced from 4 exons. The record is from RefSeq and is a predicted model, not a curated record. The coding region runs from base 2 to 613 and encodes 203 amino acids.